Molecule: messenger RNA, 8377 nt
Organism: Rhipicephalus microplus (southern cattle tick)
Lineage: Eukaryota; Metazoa; Arthropoda; Arachnida; Ixodida; Ixodidae
Biological process (GO): negative regulation of transcription by RNA polymerase II
Cellular component (GO): nucleus
Molecular function (GO): protein binding; transcription corepressor activity
Source: RefSeq, a predicted model, not a curated record
CCGCUCGCUCGGCUCUCCGUUCCUUCGGCCGCGCGCGAACUUGUGUUGUGCGCGACGCGUCUCCUGACUACAGGCUGUGCUUCAGUUUUCUUUUUUUUUUUAUUAUCUGCCCUUGUCAUCGGUGUGUGAUUACGUUUGGUUCAGUUUUUUUUUCUGUAUUUUUCCCAACAACGCCCGAUACGUGGAUUAAUGAGAGCAACGAGACCCGAAGAAGCGGACCUUCGUCCCCGGCUGCUUUCGAGUCUUCUAUGAGAGUCGUCUAGGACAGCUGAAAUCCUGACGGCGACCGCGAUGUACUACGCGAGCUUCUUCCCUCCGGCGGUGCGGCCGUUCGACGGUCGUGGACCGCUGGACGGCGUGACGGCCGCCGCGGCGGCGGCCGCGCUUGCCGGCUCUGCGGGCGUUCGCGGGGAGCGAGGCGAGAUUCCGCUGGACCUGUCGCUCAAGCACGUGCGGCCCGACGGGCCUGAGGCCGCAGCCGCCGAGGAGCUUCUGCUCCUCGAGCAUCGCAAGCUGGCCGCUGCCUACGGCCGGCACCUGCUCGACCCGGCAGCAUUCCUGCGGCUACAGCACUACCAGCAGCAACGCAUCGCCGCCGACACCUUCCUGCAACAGGCAUUUGGGAGUGCCGCAGCGGCGCAGCAUCACGCCAUGGCCGCCGCCCGGCUGGGCUGCCUGGACCAGCAGGUGGCCUUCCACUCUGCGGCCACCGCCCGGGCAGCCGCGCCUUCGACCGCCGCCUUCCUGGAGCCGGCUGCUGCGUUGGCGCUCAGCAUGCGCGGCGCGGGCGCGCCCGCCCUUGCGCCAGGAGACCUAGCCCGGUCGCUGUACCCUCCCACCGCGGCUACCGCGCUACCCGCCGGCUACUCCUCCAUGUUCGCCGACAUGAUGCCCAAACCAGACCCGUGCCGCCUGGCUGACGACGCCAAGGCCGGUUCCUACCCUCGCGCCAACGGCGUGUCAGCCUCCGCGGCGGACAAGGCGACCUCCUACAUCGCGGACCCCGUGCGUUACGCAGCCGAGCACAUGCAAAGGCUGCAGGAGAGUCAGACGUCGGCCAAGUUCGCGUCCACGUCUGGCUCGGCGCAGACCACGAGCACUUCCUCUACCUCGUCUUCGACCUCAACGCGGGAGCACAAGAAGUCAUCCUCUUCUAACCGCCACACGACAGAUACGUCUACGUCGGCCACCUCUUCGUCGACGGCCACCGCCGCUGCAGCUGCCGCAGCCACAGCCGCGGCCAUCAACCUCCUGGGACCUAGGCCCUCGCUUGGCGGCGGUCUCAGCUCGGCGUUUGGCGAGACGGUGAAGAGGGAGGACUACCUCAACGCCGCCGCGCACCUUCCUUUCUACCCCGGAUGGGGCCUGCCUCCGAUCAUCCCGCCGCCAACGACGACGCCGCUCUUGACGACGCCGAGCCCGCAGAAGAAGAAGGACUCAUCGUCCCGCUCCUCGGAUAGAUCAUCGUCCGAUUCGCGCAACAACAGCCGGAGCAGCGGCAGCCACCACAGCAAGUCUUCGUCGAACAAGCGAUCCUCUUCUUCGGCCUUUGCCUCCAACAGUGCCGACCACCACCCACACCACCAUCACAUAAACGACGUGGUUGUCAUCGACGAAGAGCAGCGCUCGCGGCUCACGUCCUCUCUCAGGCUCGGCUCGUCUAGCGGCGGCCGGCCACCGCCGCCGCCAGAGCCGGAGCGCGCCAAGAUGCCCCGGCUGGAAGCGAUGCAGCCGCCGGAUGAAGCGAAGACUUCGCACGCCGGAACCAACGACGCCGGCAAACGACCGGCCGCUAAGAGCCCGCUAAGUCCGCCGCCUCUCAUUGCGGCGGUGCCGCCGGCGACGAGUCCCAAGACGGCAGAGCCCUCCGCGGCGCCGGGGGCCCUUCUGCUGAGCAAACCCACGCUGCCUGCGGCCUCGACGACGAGCCUGCACGGCAAGCACCACCACCACCACCACAGCAAGAUGACCACGCCGCACGACGAGAAACCGACGCUGAACUUCUUCUUCAGGGACCACAAGCCGGUUACAACGGCGGCGCCCUCGAGCGUCACCUCGGUGCCGCGCACUACGGCAGCGGAAGUCAUUGCGCAUGCGCACCAGGCGCACCUGCAGUACCUGCAGCAGCUGCACAGCAGCAACGGCGGUCAUGUGCUGCCUCCGUCGUCGGCGCUGCCGGCCAUGGAGGCCUCGGCGUUCGGCAUCACGUCGCCCGUGAAGGAGGAAACCCCUCGCUCGGCGCAUCACCACCACCACCUCCCGGCGACGGCUUCGACGCCAUGCAAGGACGCGACGGCGCGCGCCAAGUCCUCGCCUCCGCCGCAGCAGGACCGGGUCAAGGAGCCGAGGACAGUCGAGGCAACAACGGUGAGGAUCCAGAAGGAAAACGGCGGCGUUCGGUACUCGAUACACCCCAAGAAGCGCAAGCUCGACUCGGACGAGCAGUCACCUCCGGCUACUCCGUCAUCGGCGCCCGCCGUUUCCUCGGCGCCCUCCGAAGAGAACGCCCUGUCGCCCCGUGGUCGGCGUGCCUCGCGCAGCCCCGAACGCGUCGAGUCGUCGCGACGCCGACCCCAGAGUCACUCGGCCGACUCCGUGCUCUCCUCGCUGAGGCCCGAGCUGCGCCAACGCAGGAUGCAGUACCACGCGGUGCGCAGGCGCAAGCUGCGCUCAGGACUCGACAUGAUCAGGCGCCGCAAGAGGCCGGCGAGCACCAACGCUGCCAAGCUGGCCGGAAGGAACGACCGCAAGCCCUUCGGCGAGUUGAACUACAGCGCGCCUCCUGACCUGAGCAAGAUCCCUCUGAACAAGUCCACGGGGGAGACGGUCCUCCACCGCGCAGCCCGCCUUGGUCACGUGGACUUGGCCUGGUGUUGCCUCGAGUCCCGCGAGGGCGGCUCGGUCGAAUCGUGCGACGUGAACGGACAGACCCCGCUGCACGAGGCGGCCUCUCGGGGACACCUGCGCGUCGGCCGAGCCCUGCUCCAGUGCGGAGCCGACCCCAACGCCUGCGCACACAACGGAAGGCGGCCCAUACAUGACGCCGUGGAGAAGGGCCACGUUGAAAUGGUGCGGCUGCUGUUGUCUUAUGGCGCUGACGCUACGCUCACUACGGGAUCCGGUUUGUCUCCGCUCGAACUGGCCAGGUCACCCGUCAUGGUCGAACUGCUCAGAGGUUUCCUCUCUGACAUGGCCGGCGAGAGUAUCGACGGUAGUCCCGUGUUGCCGUGGCACUUUGCCGGCACGGCCUCUUUCAUGGACCCGAAAGACACCGGCUUCGACAUCCUGGCCGGCGCGCCCGCCGAGGACUCGGGUGACGACAUGCUCUUCCAAGUGAGCGAGUCGGCCCAGAUCGCCACAUACAGGCUCAGCCCGCACCUGGCCGGCACAUCGGAACAAAGCUGCAGCGAGUGCGUCCGACUGGACGACGUCCUUCAGCGCCUGCGCAUCUCGGCCGAUGAGUUCCGGCAGCGGUUCCCGGCCGUCGAGAUUCUCGCACUGGCCCCGCACGAACUGCGCGCCAAGACCACCACGCCGUGGCUGGACGCCGAGACGGCCCCGGAGUCGGGGGGCACACCGAAUGCCUCGUCCCCUCCUUCGCCAGCAGCGGCUCCCGUGCAAGCGCUACGGUUCGACGCCACAGUGCGCAGCAUCCUCGGUCUCCACAACCCGAUCCCGCGAUGAACGCAACGACGGUGUAACUCGACGCCUCCCCGUUCGCCACGUAGUCACCGCCACCAGAGUGUCGUCAUCGCAGCCCUGUAGGACCACCCUCCCGUCCACAGCUCGCCCGAGCGCACGGUGGGUACGCCGGACCACUGAAGUCUCCCGGAGGCCUCCGUCUGAGACAAACGCAUCCCCGCACCGACUGGCGCUGGCGCCAGGGAAGAGACACACACGCCGACACGCUCGCCACCAAUGUGCGCGCGGCUCGCGAAGCACGCUGUGCAGGCCCUGAACGAAACCGUGACGCGUCAACGCCGCGCGCAUGCGCGUGUUUGUGUGUCAUCAAAGGGGGUGAGCGCCGCGUGUCGUCUACGGACGCUUCGAAUCGGCACGAGGACGGCGACCAGCGAGGAAAGACGGUGGACAGCAGUCUUGGUAGAAGUUCGCGUGUGGGACGUUUGUGCGCGCGGAACGUUUCUCUCUUACCACCGCUGACUGUUGUCGCCGCUGCGGAGUGCCGUGGACGUUGUGCAAGUUCAGCGGACGAUCUUCUCGCCCUGUGGUACUUUAUCCGGCGCUGGGAGAGCGGUGCGGCGUAAGGCCACGCCGUGUGUGCGUGCGCUCGAGUGGUCUGCCCCAAACUGUUCGCCUCGGGUGUUAAACCGUGCCGUAUUCCAUUUGCAGUCAUUUUCUUCCCUUACACCUGUGAAAACUGGGCUUGCCCGCCUUCAAUGAGUGUGUCGCUUGUCUCCGCGUUGUGUGCCCUUGAUGGUGUUUUGCUGUGUGUGUACAUUUAGCUCCUCGAUGUGUAUGCGUUAAUGAUUAUUAUUAUUACGCGUCCGACGAUGCUCUUGUAAAGAAAGAAAGAGAGCAAGGGAAACAAACCGAGAAGGGCAUUUUAGCGACUGUUCCCCAAGCCGUUAUUUAUAUGUUGUCGUGCGUGCUCUCCGGCACAAAUAGCGCCAGAGUCCCCGAAGUUGCGCCCGCCUAUCUCUCGGCGUGAGCAUCUAUCUCUCUGUACUAUCGCGUAAGCGCCUGUUGAUGUUCCCGCGCGGAUAAUCCGCCGUCGCUGUCUCUACAAGGUGUGUAGUUGUUGCUUAUAAACUCUCUCUGUCUAACGAAAUGUCCAAACCGCCGCUUUUACACACCUACAAGUGCCACUCAUGUUUGCCCUUGUGGACAGGCCAAGGGGUAAGAAGUUUUUGCCCCGCUUGCCUGUAACGAAAACAGACGAAACGCCUCGUGUAUUUCCCUGCGUGUGCACCCGAUACUUUGUUGAAACGAAUACUUGAGAGUCCAACCGCGUACUCUAUGAGACACGACACCGUGUAACUAGCCUGGCCCCGCAUGAAUUCGCUGACCAGUCACCGAUAAUUACGUGUGCCUGGUUUGUUUACAUUUCACCCGUGUUUCUGUUUUUCUUUCUCUUAAUUAUCUUUUUCUUCUUGGCUACAAGCUUCGAAAGCACGCAACGCUGUUUUUUUUUUCUGUCCUUCUUUUGUGUCAUACAUGCUUCCCGGGUCUUGCACGAAAGAUGAGGUGCGCGAACUCUCGCUGCGCCGUAAACUGAGCAAGCACGUGUUAUGGUGAUCGUUAUGCUUAUCGCCCUUUGAAGCCUCCAGGUGGCGCCCCGCGUCGCUGGGAAAAACCAGUUGUCGCGGUAGUUGCAGCGACAGCUUCUCUUCUAAGUCCCCUGUUGUAGAACAGUUUUGACGGUGUGUCUGUGUGUGUGAAUGUGUCAGUCCAUCUGAGGCAAAGAAAUGCAACAAGCUGAACCGAGUUCAGAGUGAUCAUGAUCGAUGAAAUCUUUUCUCUUUCUUUGUCUCUGCGAGUGGGUCAAACGUUCUUCGCGAUGUAGCUUCAUACUUUGUCUGCGACUCAACUUCGCUCUCACAUCUCUCUCUUUUUUUUUUCGGCUUGAUUUAUCCUUCCACAAGCGCGUUAGCCGAGGUGCCAUAGGCGUCGCCCAAGUCAUGUAGUGUCGAUGUCGCUUCACACCUGCCAAAAAAAAAAAAAAGUUUGCGUCAAAUGCGAAAUUCUGUACGCUUAUCGUUUCUUUUCCUUGUGUUUCCUUGCUUUCUUUGAGAGCGAUUUGUUGCGUUUAAUUUUAUAUACCGUUUAUCGAAAAAACGUACACUAGAUGUGUGCUUCGGUAUCUAAUCCCUCGCCACUUCUCUGUUCUUGUCGCGCGGACGUUCUGAAAGGCAUUUAUUUGUGUAAAGUCCAACGCGUGUCGAUUGGCGUCGUUGUCAAAUCACUUCAAUUUUGCGAUGAAUCACGUACGCCCCGAAACAUUUAAUUUGACGCAAACAUGGAACUGCACGUGCGAGUAAUCGGCAGUUCCAUUUGUUCGAUUUAAGUCCGCUUUCGGGACUAUCAUGCUUGGGAGUUAAGUGGAAGAGUUUGUUAGUAUUUUUCCAGAGGAAGCAAUGUUCAACAUGCAGAACAAUUCGUCUUGUCAUUAUUUUCUUUUAAAUUUCUUCGCACAUUCUUGCCUUAGCUAGCGUUGCUUGCGUGUGCCAUUGACAAUGCUGCGCCUGCUUAUAGCUUCAAAACAUAUAAAGCCAGAAAGUUAAAAAAACAAACAAAAAGACGGAUAAUGUUGGACGUUUCUCGCGCAUCUGUCGACAUUUCAGUACUCUGAAUUCAACUGCCUUUGGCACACAGCUCUGCUGUCGUAGCUUGUUUAUUUAAAUUUUUUUCCCCAAUUCCUCGGCCCACGUGUAGUCUACGAAAAGAGAAAGAAAAAAAAAAGGCUACGUUGUCCGUGACUAUGUUUGCAGCGCGGUGUUCCGUUGUUCAAACUCGAGAUGGUUUUUGCACCGCGACCUUCGAGCUCCAUUCCAUGCUUUGUUUGUCUCGGCGAUGCUUUAUAUAAUACGGCCGCUUCUGUGGAAGAGCCGCCCAAAGAAACAGAGGGCACGUGUGCUGCCGUCACCUUUUCCCAUAUUGUCUUCAUAUCUUGAGACGCAAUAGGUACGGGCGAAGAAUAGUGAUUAUAUGCUAAAAAAUAUGUACUGGUUGCUGCCGCUACCUGCCCACGUUGUUCGUCCUUUCGGACCCUUGUUCACGUGCCUAUACAGGGACAGUUUCUGGGAAAGCACUUGAUUCAGUAUUUCCUUCAAUUUACUUCCCCCCCUUGCAGCUGUAUUUCGCUAUGGCGUUUGUACUCGCGUGUGUUUGGGUGUUUCCCUGCCGUGUAACACUGGUGCCACCACGAACGUCCGUACCGCGCGCAAAAUCGAGCACGCCUUUUCCUGACAUUCUUCGGCUAUCUGUUUGUCUUUCUGUCGUAUUGUGACGAUUGCAGAAUGCAUUACCGGGAGAGACAGAUAAAUUAAAAGUGACUGUUGUUGAAAACAGCCUUGCAGUCGAUUUCUCGAAUUUUUCGAAGUUUUUUUUUUUUUUUUGCUCUGCUGUUAAAGAGGUAAACUAGAAAGAAAAGCUUUUCCGCGUCUAAAAAAUCAGCGUGUUAAGAAAAUAACGCCGUAUGAAAGUUACUAUUUGAAGGAAUGUGACAGUUGGUGGACUGUGCGCUAUCUUUCUCUGGAAUUCUCUGCUGGGCUGUGUGCAGAAUGACUUUGAGGCGUGUUUCAAGUAGAUUCUGGUGACGUGCAUGUGACAUCAUCGCCCGCUGAUAGCACAGGCGAGGACCGUUGUAAUCAGAAUAAUGGAAUCCGAUGAAGAAAUACAGAUUCGACAAUAGAAACAUACCGACCGUCCUCACUGCCCAGAUUGCACGUCUUAUAGGGAGGAACGCUAGAAAACCUCACGUACUGCAUUGCUAUUCAAUGCCUCACGGCUUUCACGCUUGAUGAGAAUUUUCGGUUUGCUCUCAAUGUUUAAUCUGCUGUGACAGAACGAACCUCUUUAGGCCUUGUCGGCUGCCCAACUCUGGCGCAGCAUAGAAGGAUUCACCGCCUUCCAAUUUAUGUCGAUCUAUGGAAUUUCUACGAUGUUGAAGCGCUCGUGAUCGUCAGCGAUUGUCCACUGCUCAAUCUACCACCAACAACAUGCCUCAAACUUUGUGCAGGACUGCCAUUAGGCUCUUAUAAGCCUGCGUUCCCAUUGCGAAUGUCAUCGAUUGAUAACGCAGAAGCUGUGGCAGUGGCGUUAUCAAUCGUUACCCCUUAUGCUGCGAAAAAAAAAAAAAAUCGGCAAUUCGCAAACUCGACUUACCAGUGUGUCUCGGGGCUGAAAUUGGUCCUAACUGUCUGCUUAUUUAACAUAAACAUUUCCGCAUAUAGAAAUGUGCAGCCUCAAUCUCAAUUUGCCCUCAUUCAAUUCUUAAAAUUUGGCAUAAAUGAACAGUGGACUUUGGCAUACGACGAUGCAUCGCACUAAUUGUGUGUCUGUGUGUGUACAUAUGUACAACAUGUGUCUCCUCUCCGUGUUUCGGAUCUGUUCGUGUCGGCGUGCGUCUUCAGCUUCUUCUGCGAACAGACUUUCUUUUUCACUGUCUGCUACAGACGGCCAAUAGACGCAGCGAAAACUACGUGUGCUGCAGACGUGCUGCUUGCUUCUUUUUGUUUUUUUUUUGUUUUUUUGCCGGUCUUUGGAAUCGCUUGCUUUGCUGGCUGUAUUUUUGGAUGUAUUAUAUAUGAAUGUAUUUUGUAAAUAAUGCCGUGUAAAUAGGAAACAUCAGAAUGAUUAUAAUAUACUGUAUUCACCUGGAAAAGACGAUAAAAUGAAAAAAAGGUGUCCAAAUGAA